Pongo pygmaeus (Bornean orangutan) is the source of this 1187-nucleotide messenger RNA. RefSeq names its product RNA guanine-7 methyltransferase activating subunit (gene RAMAC). Lineage: Eukaryota; Metazoa; Chordata; Mammalia; Primates; Hominidae. Gene Ontology annotation, biological process: RNA 5'-cap (guanine-N7)-methylation. Gene Ontology annotation, molecular function: RNA binding. Gene Ontology annotation, cellular component: mRNA capping enzyme complex. The coding region runs from base 223 to 579 and encodes 118 amino acids. The transcript is spliced from 4 exons. The record is from RefSeq and is a predicted model, not a curated record.
AGUCAGGUGGGUGUCGGAUUUUAGAGGAAGGCGCUCCGUUACAUUGGAGAACUGGAGUGGUCCGGCUUUCCACGGUGUGGUGGGCCAGAGGCCACCUCUCCUGGGCUUCUCAGUGUCUCGCCGGCGGGGUUCGGCCCGAGCUGGAUAGACAUAGCCUUUGGCGGAUUUAAACAACCUAAACAUUAAGCAAUACAGCUGCUUCAAAUCUUUGGGAUUUUCAGAAUGACUGACACUGCUGAAGCUGUUCCAAAUUUUGAAGAGAUGUUUGCUAGUAGAUUCACAGAAAAUGACAAGGAGUAUCAGGAAUACCUGAAACGCCCUCCUGAGUCUCCUCCAAUUGUUGAGGAAUGGAAUAGCAGAGCUGGUGGGAACCAAAGAAACAGAGGCAAUCGGUUGCAAGACAACAGACAGUUCAGAGGCAGGGACAACAGAUGGGGGUGGCCAAGUGACAAUCGAUCCAAUCAGUGGCACGGACGAUCCUGGGGUAACAAUUACCCGCAACACAGACAAGAACCUUACUAUCCCCAGCAAUAUGGACAUUAUGGUUACAACCAGCGGCCUCCUUACGGUUACUACUGAUAGAAAUGUUGGCAGAUUUAGUAAAAGCAUUUACUCUGUUACCAUGACAAAAGUCUGGGUGUCUUCUGUUGGUCAUAGUUUUACAUCUGAUUUUACAGAAUGGAUUAUUGAUUUUUUGGAAGUUGAGACUUUAAAAAAAAAAAUAGAUCUUACUUGCGAGAUGCGCUGGUUGCUGGGAAUACCUGAAAUUGUGGAUUAUAUUGCUUGACUUCUACCUCAGAAUCUUCUUUGUUUCAUGACUUAAUAGUGCUUUGAGUUUGGUAUAUUAUUUGACCUCUAGGAAUUCUUUGUUUUACACAGAAAUAAAAAUUUUAAAAUAGAAAAUGCUUUUACUUUGUAAGGUAAGAGAGUAUCCAUAUGCUUAGGUGUUCUUGUUUCUAAAAUUCUAGAGGUUGAUAUAAUCAGCUCAUGAAUGCACAGCUAUGCUUUUUGUGAUAGAUUGUACAUAAUAUCAGCAGUUGAAACAUAAAACAAUUGCUUUUUUUUUUUUUGCUUUUGUUAUGUGACUAUGGUACUUUGUGAUUUCUUAAUCUAUAGAUGAGUUAGCUCCACAUUUGAGUCUCUUUUUAGAGGGAAAUCAGUAAUAAAGCUGUAAAAUAAGGAAGGAA